CUGACUCUACUCCGGACUUUUGAAGCAGAUAUAUUUCAAGCCAGAGGUCAACGUGUGUGCAAGGCAGGAAAAGGGAGGCCGUGCUACAAGUUGGCCUAUUUCUCCGAGCUCCGAUGGAAGCUGAACUUUGCAGAAGCAGAGCUCGCUUGCAAACGAGAUGGAGGCCAGCUGCUGAGCAUUGAAUCUGCAGCAGAGCAGAAGAUCAUCGAACAGCUCAUCACAGAACUCCGCCCAACCGAUGGAGACUUCUGGAUAGGUCUCCGCCGUAAACAUGGAGAUGAGGAAAACAGCUCUGACUGCUCGUCACAGUACUACUGGCUGGACGGUAGCAAGUCUACAUUUAGGAGCUGGCACUGGGAUGAGCCAUCAUGCGGCUAUGAGGUGUGUGUGGUAAUGUAUCACCAACCGUCUGCUCCCCCGGGCCUGGGAGGGCUCUACAUGUUUCAGUGGAACGAUGACAACUGCGAAACCAAAAACAACUUCAUCUGCAAAUACACUGCAGAGGACCCUACUCCCACGUCCAACACCACUAAAACAGAUAUCCUACCUUCACCGGCACUACCAUGGGAUCCAAGUGACCACAGCCACAGCAGAACAGCUAUGAAUUUGGUGUACGUCAUCAUCCCUACCAUCCCACUCAUCCUGCUGCUGCUGACAGUGACGGGGGUCUGCUGCUUCAAACUGCUCUUCAGACGAAAGAGGAAACAGCAGAAAUCAGAAGUAUGCCAGACAGACCCGGGAGUCUGUCCCAGCCCGACUCCCACUGAUGUUUACAACGUCAUUCGUUCCCAGAAGGAUGAUGAUCUGAUUUCAGCUCGCCCAAACACCAAAAACACCUCAUUUUUGUGCUCCUCUCCUGAUACACCCACCGGCGACUAUGACAACCUGGGAGGCCGAGACACAGAGAGCGGCUUUGUCACACUUGCGAGCACAGAGAGCUGCUUCCUUAACUAUGACCUGAACGAGCUCAGCCUUGGGCGUCGCGGCACCCGCGAUUUCUACGACACCAGCUUGGGCCGCGUGGGAAAGAGGGAGCCGAAUGAUGGCAGUCUUGGCCGCUCUGGACACAGAGAGCUUUAUGCUAGAAGCUUAGGCCGACGCACGACAAAGAGUGAGCAUUACAGCAGCAACAUGUACGGGGAGCAUGGACUGUAUGACGGCAGCAUCAGAGCCGGCACUGAACUGUACGAUGCCACACUGAGGCCUGAGGGCCACGUUGGAAAAGUUGACCUCUUUCAGACAUACGUCACCAACGGCAAGCAGGAGAUUUUCCAAAGCAGCCUCGGAGGAUAUGCAAACCGAAAGUCCUUCCACGCGAAUCUGGAUUGUUACAGAAACGGCCUGAAUCUGGACAGUGGAAAGAGAUACUUUAACGAGCAGGAUUGGAUCAACAGAGAAAGCUACUGA
Molecule: messenger RNA, 1407 nt
Organism: Menidia menidia (Atlantic silverside)
Lineage: Eukaryota; Metazoa; Chordata; Actinopteri; Atheriniformes; Atherinopsidae
Source: the annotation of a GenBank genome assembly